UGAUAAAUGUAACGCUGCAGCACAUUCUGUUUAGACGUCCUUCACCGUGGUUCUAAGAGCAUCUUCGUCCAACCGUUUGAAGGAACAUCGAGGCAUCAUGAGGACCACUUACAUCCUUCUGCUCUGCGUCCUGGGAGCUGCAAUGCUGUCUACAGUUAUCUGCCAGACUUCACUUGGUCCAGACGAAUGCUGCUUCACAUACUACCCGAGAAGACUGAACAAAAACCUCAUCGGCUCAUAUGAGAUGACUGAUCACCGGUGCGCCAAGCCUGCAGUCAUUCUGGUUACCAAACAAAAGUCUCGUCGCAUCUGCGUGGAUCCCAGUGUCCCCUGGGUCGGGGGCAUCAUGAAAUAUCUCGAUGAGCGCUCCUUCUAAACCAGCUACCUGUUGGUCCGUCCAGCUUCUGCUGCUUCAUCAAAUCACAUCCUAUGAAAUGCAUGUAACCGUGUGCUCAUGAUUUUCCUAAUAAUGGGCAAAUCUUCUACAAGUAACUAAAAACUUUGCUUUUUAGUGGCUUCAUCUGGAGGCUGAAUUGAGCCACUGAUCAACCACAUCCUGUUUGUGUAACGACCCUCUGAUGCUUUGUAUCACCCACAGCAGUAUAAACCUCAUAUAAACACAGUCAGCAGUGUGAAAACUUCUUAAUUUCCUCCUGAGCUGUCAAGUCUUGUGGUCUGUGCAAACCUUGAUCAGUCUUCCUUAGAAAUUGUCU
This is a messenger RNA of Stegastes partitus (bicolor damselfish), 713 nucleotides long. RefSeq names its product C-C motif chemokine 4-like. Gene Ontology annotation, molecular function: chemokine activity. The transcript is spliced from 3 exons. The record is from RefSeq and is a predicted model, not a curated record. Gene Ontology annotation, biological process: immune response. NCBI's taxonomy places the organism in Eukaryota, Metazoa, Chordata, Actinopteri, Pomacentridae. Gene Ontology annotation, cellular component: extracellular region. The coding region runs from base 98 to 376 and encodes 92 amino acids.